GUCUCCGCCCAUAUAAAGGUGACGGGGAAAAAACAAAUAUGGCGAGACUUCAGUAAGUGCAGGACAGGCGCAUGUGAGGAGGUGACAUGGCCGCAGCUGAUGUGAAAAAGGUUUUGCAAUUAAAACAUCAGCUGAAAGAAUCCUGUGAAGGACACACGCUGCUGAAAAUCUUGAAGAAACUUGAAGUAUUGGACAUUACACUUGAAAUUCUCACUGAAACAGGAAUUGGAAAAGUCGUCAACUCCAUUCGGAAACAUGAUGAGGCUGGAAAGGUGGCAAAAAUAUUGGUGAAUCGAUGGAAAACGCUUGUUCCAAAAGACUCUGCAAGUUCGAUUGGGGGAAAGCCUGAUGACUGCCUAACCCAAAAUGAACAGCUUCAUAAAGAAGUUCAAGAAAGGAGUAAACAUGAAAACAGCCAGCUUUCAGAGACUACCAAUUCUAGAAAGAAGCCAAAAAUGGAGAAUACCAGUACUGAAAAGAAAAUGUCAGAGAAUGUUGACAUUAAAUGCAAAAUCAAGCCCAGUAAAUCCAAAAUCGACUUGAAAGGUGAAAAAAAGGAUGAGCCAAAAAAAGAUUCAAGUGUAAAUCAGGGCUCAUGGAGUCACAGCUCUGGUCACGGCAAGGAAACGACAACUGGCGAGCAUGCAAAACAUGAAAGCAAAAAGACUGCAAAGGUUUCUGGCAUAAGAAAAAAAAAGAAUACGAAACUUGAAAAAUCUUUGAAAAGACCUGAAGCAAUGCAAAAGCAGCGAGAGAAGAGUGGAGAUGCAUGCAAGAAAGAAAAGACUGAGAAGGCCAAAGACAAAUUAGUAAAAAUGGAGACUGUCAAACAGGCUGAGGAUGGCUGUGAAACACCUUCCAUGUCCUUUGAGGCCUACCUGAGCUAUGACCUUGAGCCUCCCAAACGCAAAAAAUCCUUCAGUGUUGCUAAGAAUCCGAAGAGACUUAAAACUGCCCACAAAGAGAACUCUUGUGUGUCUCUUGUGAAAACAAGCAAGGCAGUGACAGAAGACCCAAUGACAACGGUUCCUGAGCGGUCAGUGAUGGACUUGCUAAACGUUCCUUUGCCAACCAUUUUUCCCGAAUGCGAGGACGUUUCUCAGUAUCAGUACUUCAGUGAAAUGAAAGUGGAUAGAAAGGUCAUUGAUGUCUGUGAAGAGGCCCCGGUCUUCAUUGGACAAAGGCUGAAUAAUAAGAUGCAAGUGUACUCUGGAAGUAAGAUCACGUACCUGCCAACCAUGAUGACGCUGUACCAGCAAUGCAUUCGAACGCUGCAGAACAACAUUGACUCUCUGUAUGAAAUUGGAGGGGUGCCAUUUGAAAUUUUGGAACCAGUACUAGAGUGCUGCACGCCUGAACAGCUCCUCCGGAUUGAGGAAUAUAAUCCAGUGUACAUUGGGGCGACGGACCACCUGUGGGAGAGACACUGCCAGAAAGACUUCAGAAAUUCCUGGCUGGAGGAGUAUGAAUCCUGGAGAGAGAUGUACCGCCGCAUGUCAGAGGAGAGGGAGAGAAAACUAAAGCAACUCACAAAGAGCAUCGUCUCCGCUCACUCCAAGAAGCCCAAAGGUAGGCAGGUGAAAAUGGCGUUUAUCCACUCAGCUGCUAAGCCACCUAGAAAUGUGAGGAUCCAACAGGAGAUUCACGGCACAGCCGGCCCCGUGACACUACCUCACCCAACAGUCAGACCCAGUAGUGUGAAACCCAGUGAGAAUCGGGGAAGAUCUGGCUUCAGUGAGCCUUCAAAACCCUCCAUGAACAACUCUGGCCAAGCCCAAGACCCCAGAAAGUUUAAAAGAGUGGCGCCCAUGAUGGCAAAGUCCCUGAAGGCCUUUAAAAAGCAGCUUAGUCGCAGAUGAAUUUAGGAGAUUACAUUGAAAAUAUACCACCCCUCGCCCACCCUUAUGGUUUAAAUAGUUUAGAGAGUUCCCCCCCCCCCUCGAUUGUAAUUUGUAAUUCCACAAGAUGCUUACAGGAUUGAUGAAAUUUGAUCAACUUCAUACUUAUUUGUAUGAACAAUAAUUGCACUUUAAAAUCAAGCUGUCUCUUUGUAUUGACUUUUUUUUUCUAUCAAGACAGACACCGUAUGAAUUCUGAAAUUAAAACUAUAAUAACCACAAAAUAUGUUGUUUGCUAUGGUGCUUGUGUCAUGUGUACUAUCGAACCCAAAUGCAUUUGUCUCCGUCUAGUGGAUGUGGGAGGCA
Sinocyclocheilus rhinocerous is the source of this 2204-nucleotide messenger RNA. Its product is annotated as transcription elongation factor B polypeptide 3-like. The record is from RefSeq and is a predicted model, not a curated record. The transcript is spliced from 11 exons. Gene Ontology annotation, cellular component: nucleus; elongin complex. Gene Ontology annotation, biological process: transcription elongation by RNA polymerase II. NCBI's taxonomy places the organism in Eukaryota, Metazoa, Chordata, Actinopteri, Cypriniformes, Cyprinidae. Bases 87 to 1859 code for a protein of 590 amino acids.